This is a messenger RNA of Necator americanus (New World hookworm), 384 nucleotides long. RefSeq lists its product as uncharacterized. Bases 1 to 384 code for a protein of 127 amino acids. The record is from RefSeq and is a predicted model, not a curated record. The transcript has 4 exons. Lineage: Eukaryota; Metazoa; Nematoda; Chromadorea; Rhabditida; Ancylostomatidae.
AUGGAAGUAACGGCGAUGGAAUACCCUCAAAAUAAAAGUGCAUGGGAAGGCGAGACUCUGAGCCCACAGAAAGCGAAAAUACUCCUCGUACAAACAUCAACGAAAUCAGGCAUUGAACUUACGACAGAGCCAAACUUUCUCAACACAGCUAUUUUGAUCACGUAUGAAUCCGGAGUGAAAGUGAACUGCAUCCUGACCAUCGCUGCCGAGCAUCGAGUGAAUCCGAACGGUUGUGCUCAGAGACUCUUAAAAGUAUGGUCAAGCGCUCCUGACACUACUCUCCAGUCGUUGAACUUCAUAACCAAGGCUCUCAAGCACGCGAGAUUCACCAACGUCUUGGAGUACGUCAAAUUGUCCCAUAUAUUAGACGCUACAAGGACCUAG